This is a messenger RNA of Hemibagrus wyckioides, 2389 nucleotides long. RefSeq names its product mitogen-activated protein kinase 13 (gene mapk13). Gene Ontology annotation, biological process: intracellular signal transduction; protein phosphorylation. Gene Ontology annotation, cellular component: cytoplasm; nucleus. The transcript is spliced from 12 exons. The record is from RefSeq and is a predicted model, not a curated record. The coding region runs from base 184 to 1353 and encodes 389 amino acids. Lineage: Eukaryota; Metazoa; Chordata; Actinopteri; Siluriformes; Bagridae. Gene Ontology annotation, molecular function: MAP kinase activity; ATP binding.
AGAAUCACUAACUAUGCGAAAACAGUACGCCACCUCUGAUCGGUACAUUAGGCGUUUCCUUCGCCAACAAGAACGACUUCAAUCCGAUUCAGCCAUGGCUUUUACAGGUGAAACAAGCGUGCACGGUGUGUGACCGAUUCCGGUGUCGACCACAGUAACAGUCACGCUACUCACGCUGGUUCCAUGCGAACUAGAGCCGCGGAGCGCCGAGCGAGAAAGAGAAAGAGAAGCGAUUUGUCCGUCCCGUCGUCUGCUGGGAUGGAGGAGCCGCAGCAGCAGUUUAACCGAGAGGAGAUCAACGGCACCGUGUGGGAAGUUCCGGUCAAAUAUGUGCGAUUAAAGCAGAUCGGAACCGGAGCCUACGGCACAGUGUGCUCAGCUAUCAAUGAAAAAACCCAUGAGAAGGUCGCCAUCAAGAAGCUUCACCGGCCCUUCCAGUCGGAGAUCUUUGCAAAGAGAGCCUACCGGGAGCUCAGACUCCUAAAGCACAUGAAGCAUCAAAAUGUGAUAGGAUUGCUGGAUGUGUUUACCCCCGCCACCCGACUGGAAACCUUUCAGGACUUCUACCUGGUGAUGCCUUACAUGUACACCGAUCUGUCCAAGGUGCGGGGAGUGCUCACAGAAGACCGUGUGCAGUUCCUGGUCUACCAGAUGCUCUGUGGACUAAAGUACAUUCACAGCGCUGGCAUCAUUCACAGGGAUCUGAAACCAGGCAACUUGGCAGUGAAUCAAGACUGCGAGCUGAAGAUAUUGGAUUUUGGCCUGGCCAGGCAUGCAGAUCAAGAGAUGACGGGUUAUGUUGUGACAAGAUGGUACAGAGCACCUGAGGUUAUUUUAAAUUGGAUGCACUACAACCAGACAGUGGACAUCUGGUCAGUUGGGUGCAUAAUGGGAGAAAUGUUCAACGGAAAGACACUCUUCAAAGGAAAAGACUACAUGGACCAGCUGGUUCAAAUCAUGAAGGUCACAGGGACGCCUGGUCCAGUAUUCAUCGAGAAACUAGAAAGCCAGGAGGCAAAGAACUAUGUGAAAUCACUUCCUUUUUAUCCACGGAAAGAUUUCUCUACACUGUUUCCCCGGGCCAGUGAACAAGCGGUGGACCUGCUGGAGAAGAUGCUGAUUUUAGACACUGAUACACGUGUCACUGCUGAUGCUGCACUGGCCCACAGUUACUUUGAUGAACUGAGAGAUCCAGAGGACUGUCCAGAGCCUAAGCCAUAUGAUGACAGUUAUGACAAUGCCACACUGCCCCUAGAGGAAUGGAAGAGGUUGUCGUUUAAAGAAGUGAAGAGUUUUGUUCCAUUUCCAAGAAGAGACUCGAAGAGGAGAAACACACUGACAAUGUCUCAGUGAUGUUACACUAUAACACAGCCAUGCCUUUAUGUAGAGGAUUGGUGCAAAGGAACAGGGUGUACAAAUGUUUACACAGAAACCUAUUACAAAAAGUCAAGACAAUCCAUGAUGAGUUAGCAAUGAAUGUGUCUUUGUUGUGUACCUGAUAAGUGGGCUUAGGGAUGUACUGCAGUUACACUAGUGACUGCCUUUUAUUCGUUGCCUUGAAGCCUUUUUGUAGGUUUAAAAUGAUAUAAAAAAAAGAGAAAUUCUUUUGGAUAUUAUUUGAAAUCUUUGAUUCAGACCUGUUAAACUGCGGCUUUUUGUGCUCAGGAGAGAGGGGGGAAAAUGCCUAGAUACUCUGUAAAGAGCUGUACAGUUUUUCACUAUUAUUUGUAAGGUUGAACAGAGGCAAUUAAAUUUGCAGUAGUGCCCAUUAGUGUAUAUUGUAAAAUAUACCAUAGCACUGUGCAUUCAAACCACCUCAGUCCUCAGUUACUCUAGUGGCACACUGAUGUUUAAGAAUCUUGAACAAUUUGACAAAGAGCUGAGGGAGUAAACCAGGGGAAUGGAUUGAAUAACUGAAGUGCAGUUAUAAUAAUUGCAGCUAGCUUUAAGAACUCUCUGUGGUGGGUGUAUCAGGAUCCUCCCCAGCUAUAGUCCAGAGGAAAGUAGUUCAAAUACAAAUGAAAUAUGACUGAUUGCACAUGCCAUCAGAUGGUGGUCUGACCAUUUAGAGGGACCAUGGUGUGUGUGAUACGGAGGCUUUUCUGUUACAUUAAUGUUUACUUUUAAUUCGAUUACUUUCUGCAUAGCAGGUAUACACAGUAUGGUUACAUAUCACUGACCUCUGUAAUGUUAUAGGUAUUGAGCUAUAUGUAAUGGUCAUUCGCCAGGGUAUGCUAUAAAAUGACUUGUGAAUGUUGUUUAUGCUGCAUAGCUUUGUAAGAUGCAUUUUGGCAAUGAUAAUGAAAGCAGUAUACAUUUUGACAAUCAGCAAUGUAGUAUUUUACUGAAACCUUUUUAAAUAAAUGCCUUAAUUAAAAGACUACGAGAA